Galdieria sulphuraria is the source of this 823-nucleotide messenger RNA. RefSeq lists its product as uncharacterized. The transcript is spliced from 3 exons. The coding region runs from base 51 to 683 and encodes 210 amino acids. NCBI's taxonomy places the organism in Eukaryota, Rhodophyta, Bangiophyceae, Galdieriales, Galdieriaceae. The record is from RefSeq and is a predicted model, not a curated record.
AUAACAGAAAUGAACAUUCAUUUCAUUUGGAAGAGUGUGCCUGGACGAUUAUGGAGGAAGAGCAAAACACAGCAAAGGGAACAUCAAGUUCUGGCAACACAAAAGGUGUUGUUGAAGGUGAAACAACUUUAGCAAACCAACUGACUUUCAAUCAAUCACAAGAGACAGUUUCUACUGUUUCAAAUGCAGGAAACCAGGCCGAUGAGAGAACAGAGACGAGAGGAGGAGCGCCAAAUACGAAGGAGCCUUCUCAGUCUGCCGAACCUGUUCAGAAUAACUUAUCUACAAAGUCGACAGCAAAUCCUUCUGAAGGAAAAAGUACCCAACCAACUCCACCAGUAGUGAAUCCUUUGGACCAUCACGCUAACGAAAGAACUUUCAACUCUUGGCAAAGAACUUCUGCUGCAUAUCUUGUGAUUGGUAUAGCACUAGCCAAAUUUUUCAAAGGUCUUACAGCUAUUGCUGGUUUCAUUUUCUUUUUGAUUGGUUGUGUCAUUGUAGUUUUUGCAGCUCUUCGCUUUGAAUCUAAGAGAAGGCAUAUUGACAAGUUUGAAUAUCCUGCUGAGACAGUGGGUCCUUGGAUAGUCACUUUGUGUACUGUUGGAGUAGGCGUAUUGUCGCUGGCUGCUUUGUGGUUGGGAGGCAAGCCAGCCUUCAUAAAGAACGGAAGGCUCUUUUUCUAACAUUGGCGAGUGAUGGAUACAUAAUGUUAUCAAACAGAGUUGCUACAAAGAAUAAUAUUUGAUGGCUUUUUUCCAACUUGAUGCAAAUUCGUUCUUGAACAGACAAAAAUGGUUUGUUAAUGGCCAUUGAUUACUCGAUU